Molecule: messenger RNA, 2462 nt
Organism: Micropterus salmoides (largemouth bass)
Lineage: Eukaryota; Metazoa; Chordata; Actinopteri; Centrarchiformes; Centrarchidae
Exons: 9
Coding region: 20-1339 (439 amino acids)
Source: RefSeq, a predicted model, not a curated record
GCAGCAAAACUGAGGCAAAAUGUCUGUCAACGAUCAUCAUCAGCCGUCUCCACUAAAGAAGUUCAGAUUGUUAAUGUGCAUCAUUGCGGUCGACACCAUCCUCUUUCUCACCCUGCUGCUGUGGAUCUACAGGUCUAAUGAGAGCUUCCAGUCCUGGACCCAGUACUACAAAGCAACAACUAAGCCUCAGAUGACAGCGCAACCAAAAUUGCCUCCACAAUGUGGUACAGGGCAAAUAGUUUCUCAGGGACAAAAGGGGUCUCUUGUGGCAGUCAAAAAGUCGAAGACACUGCUGAUAUCAGCUUAUCAGGAGCACCGCACAACAAACAAUGAGGUCAGUGAAGAGAGCAGGGCACCAAUCCUGCCAAGUUUUACUCCUUCUGGAGCGAAAACUAAAAGCUGUGAGACCCCAUCUCAUAUCACAGUGACCUCUGCUGCAGACGACUCAGAAGAUAUACUUGACAAUGAGUUUUUUGAGGUGAAGAACCAGGAGGCGAACAGUGUCAUCUUUCCUUACAACUUCACCGUCUGCCUCUCCACCAUGUUUGAUUUCACAAACGUUCUGCAGCUGGUCCAGAGUCUGGAAAUGAUGCAGUUACUGGGGGUGGACAGAGUUGCCAUCUACAAGACCAGCUGCAGCCCUGAAACACAGCACAUACUGGACUACUACACACAUAAAGGUUUAGUAGAGGUGAUUCCUUGGCCUCUGUCCAGAUUUCUGAAUGUAUCUCGAGGCUGGCUUCCUCAACACGGCCCAGGUGACCUCCACUACUUUGGCCAGAUUGCUGCUCUCAAUGACUGUGUUUACAGAUACAUGUACCAGUCCAGAUAUGUGGCCCUGCAGGACAUGGACGAACUCAUUCUGCCCCAGACAGUCGACAGUUGGACGGCGCUUUUGCCUCUGCUGGAAAAUAAAUAUGGGGCUGACCUGUGUUACUUGUUUGAGAAUAACGUGUUCCCCAACACCAUCAAGUUGCCUCCUCCCACCUCCCAAACUCUGCCCCAGCAGAGCCCCAGCUGGCAGAAUGUGCCCGGGGUGAACAUCCUGGCUCACUUGUACCAGGAACCCCCUCUUUACGGUAACACCAAGAUCAUUGUCAAUCCACGAGCUGUGUUCUCCACAUCCGUCCACGAACUGCUGAUCUCACAGAAAGGCUGCACCUUGGUUGACAGGAAUAUAGCACGGAUGUACCACACAAGAGCUGCGAUACAAACCGAACUGAAACCAGACCAGCUGAUUUACGAUGACCGACUGCUGAGCUACAGCACCCGCCUCAUACAAACUGUCAAUACUGUGCUCAAAGAGAGUGGAUUUCUACAAGAGAACAGCAGGCAGUAGAGUGUGUGUGCCAAAAAUCUCUUUGACUUUCUGAAUUGUUCUGACUUCAGAGGGCGUUCACUUGAAUUUCCCAGUUAGGGAAAACAAAUUUCCAAUUAUUCCAACACAACAUGAAUGCACAAUUUCUACCACCCAUGUGUAAACAUUGUACUUGAUGGCAGCAUAAAAUUAAACAAAUUCUUUACAAUACAAAUAACAAUACGGGGAGUCAUAACAUAAGCAUAAAGACUAAAACUAAAAGGUGGAUUACAAUCUCAAGUGCCAUCUUCUUUUGUAAUGAACUUUGACCUAGAUCCAACAGCGACCUCAUAGUCCUCCAUUGGUCCAUUGUGAGAUUAUACACAAUGGGCUCCCUGGUCUACAGGCCAAAGCUGGACCCUUCUGCUGUGAGGCUGUACUCAGGCACCGUGGUGCUUUGAGCUAAAUGCUAAUGCAUGCUAAAAUGUUCACUAAGACAAUGCUACAUGUGUAUGUUAAUCAGGUAUAAUGUUUACCAUGUUCACCAUGCUGACAAUAGAGGGCAUUUCUUCAAACUUGGCGCAAACAUCCACAAUGAACUGAACUUGUCAAAGGUUAAGGUCCUCAAACAGGUUUUUUCUAUUCUAGUUGCAGGUAUUUCAACCCUUUAUUACACAAUAGAAAUUAUGGAACUAACUUUAAAAUUGCACCAACUUAUUAAAAGUAUAUGAAUUAAAUAUAAAUGACAAUCAGUUGCAUUGGUCUGUAGUAUGUUAGUAAUAAUAUGUCAAGUAAGAGUAAUGUCAGACUAUUUUACUGAAUCAUGUAUUUAUUUGUGCUCGCAAGGGAAUAUCAGUCAAACUGGUGUUGGGUUGUUUUGAUAGAACAUCUCUUGUUUUUUAUUUUCUUAAAUGUUUUUUUUAUUGUGCACUCAGGGGGAAUAUUAAUCAAAUAGGUGUUGGUUUAUUCUAUUUAUACAAUCAGACAACACUUUCAAUAUCUUAUUCAUAUCAGUCAGUAUAUGAAACAGGGCAAGACGUGCAGAUAUUAUAUCAAGAUGUACAAGGUGAACUUCACAGAAGAAUAUAAUAUAAAUGGUUUGCAAAUUCCAUCUGGUAAAAACACUCAACACGUGGUGCAAGCAAAAAAUAAAAAACUUUGUUCU